AUGUUUCGGCGCUCCCACGGCAGCGGCCACGACAAGGCGCUCAACCAACUGUUUGACAAAUACAAGGAGGAAAGAAAGGAUGUGAUUGGCAUUGCAGGGACAGAGCAGCUGUGCGCAGACCUGGAGGUGGACCCGUCCGAUGUUCGGGUGCUGGCGUUUGCGUGGCGGCUGGGCGCGUCCAAGAUGUGCCACUUCACACGGGACCAGUGGGCAGCGCUGCGGGACUUUGGUGUCAAGUCCGUGGCGGACAUGAAGCGUGCACUGCCAAAGAUCAUGGACGAGGCCAUUGCAGACUUCAAGAGCUACUACGAGUUCACAUACACUUUUGGCUUGGACGUGGACAGAGGAGAGCGCACGCUGCCUGCGGAAACCGCCAUCGCACUGUGGCGGCUCGUGUUCUCCGACCCGCGCAAGCAGUCUGUGCACUUGGACAGCUGGCUGGCCUUCCUCGAAGAGAAGAAGGUCAAGGGCAUUUCAAAGGACACGUGGGACCUGUAUCUUGUGUUCACGGAGACGAUCGACAAGGACUGCACCAACUAUGAUGCCAUGGAGGCGUGGCCAAGCCUCCUCGACGAAUAUGUCGAGCACUUGAAGGGCGGCGAGUCGCAGUAG
Molecule: messenger RNA, 612 nt
Organism: Salpingoeca rosetta
Lineage: Eukaryota; Choanoflagellata; Craspedida; Salpingoecidae
Product: Dcun1d3 protein
Exons: 2
Coding region: 1-612 (203 amino acids)
Biological process (GO): positive regulation of ubiquitin-protein transferase activity; protein neddylation
Cellular component (GO): ubiquitin ligase complex
Molecular function (GO): cullin family protein binding; ubiquitin-like protein binding; ubiquitin conjugating enzyme binding
Source: RefSeq, a predicted model, not a curated record